GCACAGCCUUUCAAAAGGAGCUGCAGGAGACGCUCUGAACUCAGUUCAGCUGCAGAAUCGACUCCGUACUCUUUAACACAAACAAGAACAGAACUUAUUACCAUCCAAACAUGGCCAGCAACUUCGGAUGGAGCAGAGAAAAUAAGGAGGAGGUGAGGAUAGUGCUGGUGGGGAAGACUGGCAUUGGGAAGAGUGCCACUGGAAACACCAUUCUGGGACGACAGUGCUUUGAAUCAAAGUUCAGUGCAAAGUCGAUGACUGUAGACUGUACCAAGGGCAAAGCUGAGGUGGACGGGCAACAGGUUGCUGUUAUCGACACCCCGGGCCUGUUCGACACCAGGCAUGGCAUGGAUAAAACAACUAAAGACAUCAGCCAGUGUAUCUCUUACGCUUCUCCUGGACCCCAUGUGUUCCUGGUGGUCAUCAUGCUGGGCAGAUACACUGAAGAGGAAAAGCAGACAGUGCAAAGGAUUCAAGAAAUCUUUGGCCAGGCUGCAGACAGAUACAGCAUGGUUCUCUUCACUCAUGGAGAUCUUCUUGAAGACACAACUAUUGAGGACUUUUUGACGGAAAGCUCAGAGCUGCAGGAACUCGUGUUCAGAUGUAAUGGCCAGUACCAUGUCUUCAAUAAUAAGCUGAAGGAUCGCCGCUCUCAGGUCACUGAGCUGCUCCAGAAGAUCAGAAAUUUAGUCCAGAAGAACGGAGGAAGCUACUACACCAACGAGAUGUUCCAAGAAGCCGAGAGGGCAAUCGAAGAGGAGAAACAACGCAUCCUGAAAGAGAAAGAAGAGCAAAUACGCAAAGAAAAAGAGGAAAUUGAGAGAAAACUACAAGAGAAAUAUGAAAAAGAGAUGAAGAAAAUGAAUGAACAACUCCAGGCUGAGAGAGAGAGGGAGAGGAAAGAGAGAGAGGAGGAGAGGAAGAGGGAGAAGCAGGAUAUGAAUGAGGAGAGAAAGAGGGAGAAGGAGGAGAGAGAAGUAGAGAGAAAGAGAGAGAGAGAGGAGAAAGAAAGGGAGAUGACAAACAUGAUGAAUCAAAUAAAUAAACAGCAUGACAGAGAACUGAGAAAGGAGGUAGAGAAGUUGCAGGUCAGGCAUGAAACCGAGGCCAGAGAGGAAGCUGAGGAGUUUAAUCCAUUAUUUCCUCUGGUAGUAGCUGGUGAAGUCGUAAUUGAUUUUGGCAAAGCGUUUGUUGGUGGAGUUGAACGGAUGGGAAAGGGAAUUGGAGGUUUGGAAAAGGCAAUUGGAUCCUUGUUCAAAUAAUGAGUGGUUCAGGCUUAAACAGAGGAACCCUCCAGAAUCUCCCCUACACAGGAAUAUAUAAAAUAAAAUAAAUAUUCUUUAAUCCACAGAACUAUAACCACAAUUUCCUUUUUUCAAAGUCACACAUCAUAUUAUACUCUCACAUUGUCAUCUAGGGUUCUUUUUGCAUGAGUUUUGGCUGGACCGCAGAGGGCCACCAAUAGAUAUACAUACAUAGACGCUGCAUUGACUCCUGGUUCGUACGUCAACUUGGGCGCCAUAUUGGACAGGGCAAGACUGACCUGUAACCCCAUGGGGGGAACGGGGGAGCUGCCGUUUUUCUGCAUAAAAAGCACUAUAACGUCUACAUUUCUCAACCGAUUUCAACGACUUGUUUUAUAAUCAAACAUUUAUGAUGAAGUAACGUUAAGUUAACGUUACGUUUUUUGUUUUUUUUCCUCAAAAAUGUUGGU
Sebastes umbrosus (honeycomb rockfish) is the source of this 1714-nucleotide messenger RNA. RefSeq names its product GTPase IMAP family member 9-like. Gene Ontology annotation, molecular function: GTP binding. The coding region runs from base 111 to 1262 and encodes 383 amino acids. The transcript is spliced from 3 exons. Lineage: Eukaryota; Metazoa; Chordata; Actinopteri; Perciformes; Sebastidae. The record is from RefSeq and is a predicted model, not a curated record.